AUGCUCUGUGACCAAUGCCUGCUGGCAUUGAUCUGAAAUAGCAGAGAGCUACUUGAGUGCUGGAGAUGCCUCACUUCAUCUGCAGGUGUUUGCUUGCCAGGUGGAGCAAAGUGGAUGAUGUCAGAGUCUGGAGAAGGCACUGAAGAAGAUGCAGGUACACUGAGGACUCAGAAAAAAUGAGCCAUGCAUUUUUCUGAAAGCUGAGAAGUAGCCCUCUAUUAGGGUCAUGAAACUACGACAAGUCUUUGUGUCGCUACUGAUGUUUGGAGUAGCUGGUCUACUCCUCUUCAUGUAUCUGCAGGCCUGGACUGAAGAACAGAAUACAGUGUCUGGAGAAAAAUUACAGCAACAGAUAACUAUGCAGGUAGCUGUGCCCUGUGGGAUUGUUGCUCUGUGGGUGCAGAUGUGCCCCAGUGUUGGUAGCACUGAGCCAGCCUGUUCACUUACAUUAGUGUGGUGGGAACCCAGAAAUGACCAGCUUGCUGGGAAAACUCACACGUGCCAGAUUGGACUGCAUGAGGAUUUCAUUCUCCCACCUCCAGAGACACAGAGGAAAGCGGCGCAGAGCAGGCAUAUUCCUCCUGAACUUGGCAGGCAGGAGGUGGCCAUGAUGGGCAGCCAGCAAUGGCAGGGUAAGGCCGACCCUUUUGGUGCAGUAGCUGUCUCCUUGGUGAGCGGACUCUCUGAACAGCAGAAGAUCAGCAAGUCACCCUACAGCCAGUUCAAAAAUUUGCCCCUUGUGCUGCAUCCUUUGAACAAGACUUUGGUUACGGGUGACCAGUGGAAGGAUGUUGAUAGCAUCCAGGAAAAGCGCAGGUCUUUCCUAUAUGAGUUCUGCAAGAAAUACAACAGUAUGAAGAAGUUGAGAACUCACCUGGUGCACAUAGUGUCAAGAAUUUACGUGGAGGACAGGCACAAGGUCCUGUACUGCGAGGUGCCAAAAGCAGGCUGCUCCAAUUGGAAAAGGGUCCUCAUGGUGCUCAAUGGACUUGCCACUUCAGUACGCAAUAUUUCCCAUGAUGAUGUGCACUACGGAAAGCACCUAAGGAAACUGGACAGUUAUGAUCUAAAAGGAAUAUACGCACGUUUGAACACAUACACCAAGACUAUAUUUGUACGUGAUCCUUUGGAAAGACUGGUAUCUGCCUUCAGGGAUAAGUUUGAACAUCCAAAUAGCUAUUACCAUCCAGUGUUUGGGAAGGCAAUAAUUAAGAAGUAUAGACAUAAUGCAAAUGAGGAGGCAUUGGAAACAGGAUCAGGAGUUAAGUUCAAGGAGUUUAUCCAGUAUCUGUUAGAUUCCCAUCGUCCAGUAGGAAUGGACAUUCACUGGGAGCAAGUCAGUAAGCUCUGCUAUCCCUGCCUCAUCAACUAUGAUUUUAUAGGAAAGUUUGAAACUCUGGAAGAGGAUGCCAAUUACUUUUUGCAGCUGGUAGGUGCUCCAGCUGAGCUAAAGUUUCCUAGGUUCAAAGACAGACAUUCCUCCGAUGAGAGAACAAGUGCAGAAGUAGUGAAGCAAUACUUAAAGGAAUUGUCUAAAGAGGAGAGACAGCUGAUCUACGACUUCUAUUACUUGGAUUAUUUAAUGUUCAAUUAUACAUCACCAAUUGUAUAGAAUCAGAAUAGCUUCAGGCUUCUAUUAGAUAUUUAUCAUGUUGGGAUUCAGAAGAACUACUUUGAUGCUACCUCUGAAAGGAAACAGAGUGGCUGCUAAGUGGAGCUGUGUUGGCUUAGUGCAGGUUUUAUAAACUAAAGUGACAUAAAGUUACAAUAAAAUGCACCGAAAAGUAAGACCCAUAAACAGCAUAAAUUGCAGUAAAAUGCCUGAAAGAGCUGCUUAUACCAUUAUUGUGGAAGAGGUAGCACAGCCAGAUGUUACAUUAGCUUACCUAAAGUUCUUUAAGAGUUUAAGAAAAAAUCAUUCGGAGUAGCAUGAUUCCUUUUGGUGUGUCUGCUUCAUAAAUUGGUUUUGAAACUAUUUUUUGAAUGUAUUUUUUACUUUCUGUCUCUUAUUAAUAAAGAAGCAUUGGCUAAUUUUCUAAAGAUGUUUGCAGUAUUCUCAGUUGUAUGAGUUGGCUGUUUGAUUACCAUUGGACUGUAGCUGCUUUUAGAUCUGAGUAUUUUACAUUGGAGGAUGGUCAUGAGAACAAAUGCAUAACACUGCAAAUGACACAGCAACUCAGCUGUUUAGCAGAAUAAGUUUGGGUUGCAACCUGAAAUCACUGUCCACUACCCUAUUUUGACUGAUGUACUAUAUAGAUGAUACAUAACCCUUCUUUCAGAGAACUGAUAUGUGCGUUAAAAUUAACAUUUUAAUUUUACGCUGGAGUCAACCAAAUGAUGAAUACUGUGGCACCAGUAUUUAAGAUAGUCUUCAUAUUUAGCUUAAGGCAAAUUCUUAGACUGGUGGCUAAGGGACAUGGCAAAGUUUGUAUCAAGAAGCAGUUUCAUUGCAACUGCUGUGAUUGCUCUUGGUCUGCCAGUAUCCAAUCAUCAGCCCAGGCCCUGGCAAUCUGUUGCACAAAUAGGGCCAGGAUGUCCCAGGAAGAGAAGUAAUCUCUACAAAAUGGAUAGAGGAAAAUCAGAGUACAAGUAAGUGAAAUGUCCUUUUCCUUUGUUCCCCAAAAAUGUUCAUGACCAGAACUGUUGCUGUUCUUUCCUUUAUCUUGUGUGUAUAUAUGGCAUUUUUAUUCCUUUCACAGGAGUAAUUAUGGGUUCCUGUGACCCACAGGGAGACAGACCAUUUUCCUCACAUACCUUCAUUGCUUGUUUCUCCCUUACUUUUCUCCCCAGAAGAGGAGAAAAUCUAUUUACUGCCUUUAUGGUGCUGAUGCAUAGCCCAGCAGGCUCUUCCCAUCUCUUCUUAAGGCAGGAUGAACUGCUCUGAGAAGAAAAGAUAAGAGCAGACUGGGCAGCCAAAGGCAGAGAUUGUACCAGAUGGGGCUACUGGCACCCGUGGCAAAGCCAGCCCAUUCCCUGGGCUGUGGAACAAAGACAAGAAUGAAAAAGCCCACAAACCAUCAGCAGUAGGAGGCUUGGAGAGGUGCAGAUGUUCAGCACCAACAAGGAGGUACAUGGAUGCCUUAGGGAAGUGAGCACAGUACUACUUUAUGAGCCAUCAUCGUGCAUAGAUAGACCAUGGGUGUUAACAGCGGAAGUGUUUGGAAUGGGACUGUUGAGACCUUUCUUCAGGUAAGUGCCUCAAAUUCUGGUUGCUUUGCUCUUGCCAUGAGUUCUUCCAUGUCAUCAAGGAAGUUGAGUAAAGAAUGAAUGUACACCAACCUUUUGAUUUCCAUAUAUUUGCUUUGUCUUGUCUGAUGUAGGUGUUUGUUAAUUAAUUGCUAAUUUGCAGACAAAAAAAGGAAAGGCUUAUAUACCAAUUUGUUCCCCAAACCAUAUGCAAAUGAAAAGUUUAGCAUGCUAAUAAAGA
Centrocercus urophasianus (Greater sage-grouse) is the source of this 3427-nucleotide messenger RNA. It is a transcript of the gene CHST9, whose product is annotated as carbohydrate sulfotransferase 9. Gene Ontology annotation, molecular function: sulfotransferase activity. Gene Ontology annotation, cellular component: membrane. The coding region runs from base 227 to 1612 and encodes 461 amino acids. Gene Ontology annotation, biological process: carbohydrate biosynthetic process; proteoglycan biosynthetic process. The transcript is spliced from 5 exons. The record is from RefSeq and is a predicted model, not a curated record. Lineage: Eukaryota; Metazoa; Chordata; Aves; Galliformes; Phasianidae.